CAAACGACCACCUUUCCCUUUUCUUUCUUUCCUUUACCCUUCUCCCUCUUUUCCCCAGCAACACAGGAACGCUGAGCAACUGGAAAAUAGCAAUCCAUCAACCAUGAGGUCUCCAUUCCUCGUCCUCAUGCUCAUAGCGAGUCUCGCGACUUCUGCGUUUGCGUGGUCUAAAGAGGAUCACGAAAUCUUCCGCCUCCACGAUGAGGUCCAACUCCACGAGGGGAAAGAUACCACCUUCUAUGACUUCAUCGGCCUCAAGAACGGCCCCUCAGCCUCCCAAUCCGACAUAACAAAAGCCUACAAGAAAAAGUCCGUCCGCAUGCACCCGGACAAGCACAAGCCCAAGCCCCCGCCAGGUGUAACCUACACUCAGGCACAACUCUCCGAGCUGCACAAGCAAGCCUCCGAACGCUUCGCUCGUUUCCGUCUCGUGGUCGCCGUUCUCACCGGCCCGGGACGUGAGCGCUACGACCACUUCCUCAAGAACGGGUUUCCGAGGUGGCGCGGGACGGGGUAUUACUAUUCGCGGUUCAGACCCGGCUUGGGGAGUGUGCUUGUGGGAUUGUUCUUGUUCUCUGGGGCCAUGCAUUACGGUAUUCUCUGGCUGAAUUCGAAGCGCCAGAAGGAGUUCAUGCGCGAGUAUAUUAAGAACGCGAGGACCGCUGCGUGGGGCAAAGGUGGGAUUCCUGGGUUGAACGAUGCCCUUGAAGCCGCCGUUCCCGGCGGAGAAGCUACCGGUGGGGAGCAGAAGCUGAGCAGAGCGGAGAGGCGCGCGGGAAAAGGAAAGGCUGUCAAGGAAUCUUCUAGGUCCGGGUCUGCAACCCCGUCCACUCAACACAUGACCAAGCGCCGGGUCCAAGCCGACAAUGGAAAAGUUCUUAUGGUGGACAGCGCUGGAUCCGUCUAUCUCAUUGAGCAGGACGGAAACGGGAAAGAUGUACACCUGAUGCUCGACCUCGACGAGAUUGAAGGCCCCAAGAUUAGAAACACUCUACUAGUUACAUUGCCCUUAUGGAUAUUUGACAAGACCAUCGGAAGACUCAUUCCCGGACGUAAUGCUACUACCACGGGGGAUGAAGCGCACGACAGCGAGGAGGACGCGGGCGAGGACGAGGAAGUCGUCACCAGCUCCGCCGGCGAAGAGGUCGUUGUCAAGAAAAUGGCCAGGAAGAAGAAAGGUGUUGCGAAAAAGGUGGAGAGAAGCGAUGGCUUGCCCAGAAGGAAAACUGCGGCGAAGAGGCCUUCAAAGAAGUAGUUGUUCUUUUUACUUUGAGAGGGUUUCAUUUUUUCUCUCAUUUUUCUUUUUCGCUAUUUGGAAAUAAAAUGGG
Molecule: messenger RNA, 1328 nt
Organism: Tuber melanosporum (Perigord truffle)
Lineage: Eukaryota; Fungi; Ascomycota; Pezizomycetes; Pezizales; Tuberaceae
Exons: 3
Coding region: 104-1255 (383 amino acids)
Cellular component (GO): endomembrane system
Source: RefSeq, a predicted model, not a curated record